UUUAUAGCUCAAGUGUCCAGCUACCACCCGCAGAGGAACAGGCGAGCAAAAACAAUGAGUGUGCAGUGUACUGCAACUAUCACCAGAAGAUAAAAAUCACAAGAAACGUCAAAACAAACAAUUUCGAUGUCCGUCGGAAUCCCAUUCACCGCAGGGAGCGAAGCUUCGGGUGGGUGGCCCCCGCAUCGCGGUCCCCGCCCGGCAUUUGAGCCCGGGCCGGCCGACAUCAAAGCGGCCAAAAAAGCAGAAAAAGAAGCCGAGAAAGAACGCCAACGUCAAAUCACGGGGCCAUCUUUCAUUGAAACAGUCAGCAAAUCGAUCAAGACUUCCGUCGUCGGGAAGGCGUUUCGCUCGGACCCCAACAAGCCUAAGAAACACAGAGUCGAGCGCGACCGGGACGGUGUUCCGAUUCAUUGAGAUUUUCCCUAUUGUAGGGAGCUCCGUGGAUAUGCAUCGAGCACUUUUUCUGCAGAAUGGAGGUGAAGGAAAGAUGUAACAACAAACUGUGUUUUUUACAACGACCCUGGGUGCUCUAGACAUCCUCAUCAUACGUUCAUAUCCACCAAAUGAUGAGAUUCUUGUAUCUCUGUCUCAUGUCAACUUUCUCUUUUCUGCUUCAACUGGGCCGGAAAAGAAAACUUGCCUCAAUCAUACCUUCCCUUUCAUGUUCAUCAUUUAGGGGAUGUAAGAAUCGCCUGGGUUGAGGAGACUAGCUUUGUCAAUUGUGUGGUCAGACGUUAUGGAAUCACGCAUCAUGCACAACCUUGCUGCGUCGAAGGACGCCAGUCAACCUUUAAUACACUGGGUUCACACUAGACCAUGAAACCAGACCGAAAUUCUUAGUGAUGCCAGGCAUACGUCUUGGAUGACGCAUCUC
Messenger RNA from Colletotrichum destructivum, 877 nucleotides. RefSeq lists its product as uncharacterized. The record is from RefSeq and is a predicted model, not a curated record. Lineage: Eukaryota; Fungi; Ascomycota; Sordariomycetes; Glomerellales; Glomerellaceae. The transcript has a single exon. Bases 127 to 417 code for a protein of 96 amino acids.